This is a messenger RNA of Ruditapes philippinarum (Manila clam), 2112 nucleotides long. Its product is annotated as putative ZDHHC-type palmitoyltransferase 2. Bases 404 to 1324 code for a protein of 306 amino acids. Gene Ontology annotation, molecular function: protein-cysteine S-palmitoyltransferase activity. Gene Ontology annotation, biological process: protein targeting to membrane; peptidyl-L-cysteine S-palmitoylation. The record is from RefSeq and is a predicted model, not a curated record. Gene Ontology annotation, cellular component: endoplasmic reticulum; Golgi apparatus. The transcript is spliced from 2 exons. NCBI's taxonomy places the organism in Eukaryota, Metazoa, Mollusca, Bivalvia, Venerida, Veneridae.
CAUCACAAAAACACAACAACCAAAAAGAAAAGAAAAAAAGGAAGCGAAUUUAAAUAGCUUGACCUUAUAUUAGGUUGGCUAAGACCAAUUGAUUUUUCAUUGCAUUAAUAGGCACAAUACAAACUGACAAAACUGCUUAACGGAUUAUAAUGUAAUGCAAACACUGACCCGUCAUGUUUAAACAUGUUGUAUAAAAUCGAAUUAUAACCUAUUGAUAGGUAUUUAAUACCUUAAAACUAUGACAAAUAAAUACACUAAAUACUAUAACAUAUACACUGGGGUAAAACAUUUUAUCCAGGAUAUACUCUGUCACAGUGAGGCGGAAUAAAAUACAUACUGCUUAACAUAUGACGAUUGUCUUGACUUUUGAAAAAUUGGAUAUUAAAUUUCAUUGGGUUCAAAGAUGCAGAGCAACGAUACUGUCAAGUUCAAGAACUCAUUGAGUCGAACAAAGUGGGAGAUUUUAGAAAUGCUUACGCCUAUAGUACAAAACUUCAACCUUCGAAUAUUUGACUACAUGACCCAAGCUAUAUUUCUGAAAGGCAUGACAGGGAUCGCGAGUGUAGGAAUAAUAUUUGCUAUUCCAUAUCUGUAUAGUAACUAUAGUGACAAUGUUAUUUUGUGCUUACGAUUAUUUGGAUUUUUUAUUGUUUUUCAAUUAACUGUGAAUUGGUUGUGUAUAAAAUACGUUGAUACAAGUUAUAAGCCGUCACGUGACGGUAUUAUUCCGGACGGGAUAUCAAUUGGACAGAAAAUAUGCCAUACUGUCAACAAUAACCAUAAUGACAGCACCAUGCGACCUCGAAAAGACGCUACAUCACUGAACAUGGAAAGUUAUGACUCACAUGACAGCUUUAUGUAUGUCGCCACUAAAGUACCCAGAACCCACACGGAGCCACCCGAGCGAACCCAAUACCCAUAUUUCUCGUGGGUCCCGUGUUUACAGUGUAACAGACCCCGCCCACCAAGAUGUCACCAUUGUCCAAUAUGUGACAAGUGUGUAAUGAAGCGAGACCACCACUGUUAUUUUACCGGGGUGUGUAUUGGAGGUAGGAAUCUCAGACAUUUUACCGUAUUCGUAUUUUGGGCUCUCAUGGGCGCUUUAUUUGCAAGCGUACACUGUCUGCCAUUUUAUUACUACGAUAUUCUUCCAUACACCAGUUACUUUGACUUGAUUUUCCCAAUAGCAAUAACUCGUGCAAUAUUCGGAUACAUUGAUUUUGAUAUAUGCAUGUUGCAUAGUGCUCGGAUGGCUACUGUUACUGUUUUUACUUAUUGCCAACACAUAUCUGAAAAUAAUAGUUGCCGGUAUAAGCACGGGUAAAACUUCCUUUGAAAUGGAUUUCGACAUUUACAUUACUGAUACGAGGGGCAAAAAAGAUAAAUUGAUGUCAGUGUUUGGACCCCAUUGGAAACUUAACUUUUUCUUUCCUCUUCAUUUCAUAUAUGAACCAGUGGAUGAUACUGUUAGGUGGCCAACAAUAAAAGCUUGAUGUUUAUCAUCAAACUUCAGGUAGGGUGAUCGUUUGACACAUGUUUUCUGUAACACUGGGUCGCCGCAAAUGGCCUCACUUGAAAGUAUUUGUUAAUUUUUCGUUACAUCUUUCAAUAUGUGAAUAAUAACCAUGUACCAUUUUGUAGACAAAUAUUUGCCGAUUCCAUUUUCAAUUUUUUUUUAAAUGAAGCUAUUGCACUUUACUCGACAUGCUUGAUGAAAGUGUGACCAAUGUUACCGCAUAUUUUCAUUAAAAUAUUACGUAUACCACAAAGAAACAUGUCUGCAAGCAUAGCGGAAAAAGGUAUUCAGUAGAAAGUUUGGAAUUAGCAAACACUUGCCUUGGACAUGGCAUUUUUUAUUUAUUCAAAUAUUGAAAACUAUAACGAAAAAUUAGCGAAAUAAAAACCUUUCAAGUUUUGUGCGUGGCUAUUAGAGGUGACCAUAAGUUAUUGUUAACUAAAAUCAAGUGAUCAACCACCCUGACGUAAAGAAGUAUUUUGAAGUACAAAUGUAUAUUUUGAUAUACAUUGAUCGAAUUAUAGAUAAAAUUGUAAAAAAAACUAUCAGAACAAUUGUUUUAAUGUUUAUAAUGGUAUAAAUUUUUUUACGGUUUG